AUACUUCUUAGUUGUUGCUUGCUCAGUUCGCGUGCACUAGCGUCGGUGUGCGGUCAAUUCUAUAGCAUCGGUCGUUUAUUUUCGUUCAAGGUGCUUCUGAUAAGCAACAAUCAACUCGAGUACGUUUUGAGCGUGGUACUUUUAAAGAAAUUCACACCGAUUAAUAAAUAAACAAAAGUUUUUAUUAAUAAUAUAAAUUAGAUUAGAUGACUGACAUUUCGUUAAAGUUUUUUUGGGCUCGAGAAGGUGCAAUGGAAAGCUGUUAUAAGUUAUACACAUGGAUUAACAACACGUUGUUAAUGCUAUUGGUGCAAAUGUUCUGGAAGAUCAGCCAAAUAUCGGAUUAUUUUAAACAGAAGUCCGUUGAAGACUACAAUUCACAAGGGACGUUCAUGUUUAAGCCGCUAACAAAGGAAUCUAAACUAAGGAGACACAUCAGAUCUAUGUCAGAUGUACAAAGCAGUACGCCUUACCGGAUACCGUUCAGAUCGAGGAAAGGGCUCAUACACACACUCACAUACGAUUCUGAUACGCACACUAGGAUGGCGUCCCGAAGAUUUCAAGACUCGUCCGAUUCCAGCGACUGUUGUGAUUCAAAAACUUACAUACAACGAAACAUCCUCAAACACACCGAAAGAAUACUAUAAGUAAAUAUAUUGAGGCUGACGAAUCUAGUUCGGUGUUGUUUUGUAUUUACUUGAUCUAGUUAUAUGAUCCCAACGUGAUGUUUUGUGAACGAGACUGUGAUUGAGUUUAGUUUUAACUUAUUUAUAACGAACAGAUCUAUUUUGUAAGUUUUAAUUAUCAGAUAAUCGCAUAUAAUGCUGUCUGCCAGUCGUCGAUUUGACGGCGGGCUUUUUUCACUUUGACAUUUACCUUUGAUAGGGUAAAUAGGUUAUUGUAGGAAAUGACAGACCAUAGAUAAUGUUAAAAUAAUUGACAUUGGAUGAAUAUAAUGUGCGCAUUUGGCAUGUAUGAAAGUCAUAAUAAAAAAAAUUAUAGAGUCAUCAAUACAAAAUGUCACGUCUAUUUUAGUAACGUGAAUUAUUUUGUCCAAUUUUUAAAAGAACACGGCUUUAGUGUUACACAUUUUAAGAAAUGUAUAGAUGGUUACAUUUAUUAUAUCUAAUUUGAUAGUGUUGCUUAGUAUUUUUUAAAGAGUCCAACGAGCACAAUUAUAAAAAAAUGUAAGUAUAUGCAACCUGUUUUUGUAAGUCUGAAUAAAAAAUAUGUACAAAAUUAUAAAA
Molecule: messenger RNA, 1247 nt
Organism: Danaus plexippus (monarch butterfly)
Lineage: Eukaryota; Metazoa; Arthropoda; Insecta; Lepidoptera; Nymphalidae
Exons: 2
Coding region: 207-647 (146 amino acids)
Source: RefSeq, a predicted model, not a curated record